Molecule: messenger RNA, 1839 nt
Organism: Plasmopara halstedii
Lineage: Eukaryota; Oomycota; Peronosporomycetes; Peronosporales; Peronosporaceae
Exons: 2
Coding region: 1-1839 (612 amino acids)
Molecular function (GO): oxidoreductase activity; copper ion binding
Source: RefSeq, a predicted model, not a curated record
AUGGCUCUUCUUGUCUAUCUACAAAGCGCAUUUCUUGCCAUUGUCAUUGCGGUGACCUCGGCUAUGAAUGACUAUAAGUCAUUUCGCCAACCGAUUAUGUACCAGUCUGACUGUGCCAAACAGAUCACCAAGCUCAGCACUGACAGUUCUUCCUCAGGUAUGGGCGAUCGACCAACAGCCAUGAUUGAAGCUGGUGAAUUGCGCAUAAAUUUAGUUGUACAAGUCACGCGCUUUACGAGUGACUAUGUGGAUUUUAAUACCAGAUCGUACAGUGGACAUAUUCCAGCGCCGACUAUAAAAGUUUGUCCUGGAGACCGCCUUGUUGUCACGGUCACUAAUUCACUUGAAGGUGGAAAGAGUAACAAUACCAACUUGCAUUUACAUGGAAUGCAUUUACCACCAGUGGGUAAUGCCGAUAAUGUGAUGCCUGAUGUGGUACCAGGAGGACAGCGAAUAUACUCUUAUGACAUUCGACAGGAUCAUCCGGCCGGUACCUUCUGGUACCAUUCACACACACAUGGCAAUGUUAAUUCACAUUUACAAGGAAUGAUGGCAGGUGCACUUAUUGUUGUGGAUCGAUUAAAUGAUUUUCCAACAGAAUUAGCGGCAAUGGAGGAUCUGAUUGUUAUCUUACAAGCUUUUUGUAUUGAGAAUUGCUCGAAUAAGCACGACGAUCUUCAAGAAGCAAUUGAAAACAAGUAUAGUCAUAGCAGAAAAGUAUCAGACCAAAAGGACGACGAUAAGGUUUGGGACACUGACCUUGAAGUCGUUGAGAACGAGGCAGAUGCUCCUUUAAAUGACACAUCACUGCUUACAGUCUUUGCAAAUGGACAAUAUCUACCAAAGCUGAAUUUUGUAGCAGGUGAAUACAAGCGCAUGCGCCUCAUUAAUGCUAUUGCGAAUAAUGUGGCUGAGCUUGUGACAACUUAUGGAAGUGGGUGUAUGCUGGAAGUGAUUGCUAUGGACGGCAUUUACUAUACGCGACCAAAAGCAAAAGAAGUGAUUGUUCUUCCACCAGGCGGACGCGCUGAUGUGGCAAUCAUCUGUACUGAAAUUGGAACCUUCUACCUUGAGACUGACUGUGCGAGUUCACGCAAUAAGUUACUAGGUCUUGUAAAUCAACAUCGAGUGCCAUCUCAGCGCAUCGUACAAUUUAAUGUUGUCGAGCGAGAGAUGAACGACUUAGACAUUGACCUUGACAUCACAGCUAAUUUUAUGCACCUUCCAUCAGUACUGCCGAAGCGACCAGCAUAUAUGGAAGACACAAUCGGAACAUCGAAAUCUCAUCCUUUGAUAGAAAAGGACAGACAAUACGCGUUCGAGUUCUCAGUUUGGAUGGAAAAUGACAUUGUAUUUGGUGUCAAUCAUGAAACACUAAACAUAUCAAACAUUAACCACUCAAUGCGCGUGAAUGAGGUGCAAGAAUGGGAGCUUUCGGUUACUGAUUACAGAAAGGAGUCAUUAUGGAAUUGCAAUCUUGAUGACAAUGCUACUCCCGCGACUGGACAUUUAUCCUCGUCCAGUAAUUGCCAUACAAUGAAUCAUCCAUUUCAUAUGCACUCGACACACUUCCAAAUUUCAAAUAUGGAUGACAUUACUGAUCCAGAUGGCGUUCUUUUUGAUUUGGGGGACUGGCGGGAUACGUUACCACUUUUUCGUGGUGGAGUACAGAUACGCUUUACACCGCGCGAUUAUAUGGUGGGAAAUCUAUUCGCUCACUGUCAUAUUGCGUCUCAUGCUGAUGGUGGUAUGGCACAAUUGGUCAACGUUUACGACUCAGAGACUCGGAUGUGGGUUCGGCCGUUGAUGACGAAAAUGAAGAGGAAAGUUCCACCUUAA